UGCGCCCAAACGGCGGCUAACGCCUCCUCCUCCUCCCGUCCUCCACCAACUCCCCUCCGCAUCAAGUGCUCUCACACUCCGCCAGCCUGUUUACCCUACACCUGCAUAAUCAGCCUCAUCUGCCUCUCUCGCGUCUGGCCCUUUACUGACAGAUUCAAGGUGCGUUUUGUUGUUCAGUGGCUUAAUUCGCAGCUCGUUUGCUACUAGUUUGCGUUGCGAGGGUCAGCUGCAGGUCAAGGAAACUGAUUUUGGGAUCCAGAGAACAUCGCCAUAGGUUGUUGCAAGCCGGGCAUAUAACUUGUUUGUGUGAUCUGCCCUGUGGUGGACUGUCCAACAUCCAAGAUGUCCCAGUCGUCCACCGCUGAUGAGGGUACAACCUUUGAACACUUGUGGAGUACCCUUGAGCCAGACAGCACAUAUUUUGAGCUUCCUCAGGCGGGACACUCAGGGGACAGGGUGCCUUCCAGCAGCCUGCCCAGCAACCGCGCUGAAGUCUGCAUGGACGUCUACCACAUGAGAGACAUGAGAGACAUCAACGACAAUGUCAUGUCUCAGUACAGCCUACUGAGCAGCAGUAUGGAACAAGGUUUGGGGAACAGAGCAGCGUCUACCAGUCCCUACAGCUCAGAGACCACCUCCAACGUGCCAACGCCGUCACCCUACUCCCAGCCAAACUCGACCUUCGAGGCCAUGUCUCCAGCCCCGGCCAUCCCCUCCAACACUGACUACCCCGGGCCGCACAACUUCGAGGUCACCUUCCAGCAGUCGAGCACGGCCAAGUCAGCCACCUGGACGUACUCUCCACUGCUUAAGAAGCUGUAUUGUCAGAUCGCCAAGACCUGUCCGAUUCAGAUCAAACUGGCUUCCUCGCCCCCAAACGGCGGUGUGAUUCGAGCCAUGCCCAUCUACAAGAAGGCCGAACACGUCACAGAGGUGGUCAAACGCUGUCCUAACCAUGAACUCGGACGGGACUUCAAUGAAAUACAAAUUCAUACAGGAAUGGCAUGA
Sinocyclocheilus rhinocerous is the source of this 1008-nucleotide messenger RNA. Its product is annotated as tumor protein p73-like. Gene Ontology annotation, cellular component: nucleus. Gene Ontology annotation, molecular function: RNA polymerase II cis-regulatory region sequence-specific DNA binding; DNA-binding transcription factor activity, RNA polymerase II-specific. NCBI's taxonomy places the organism in Eukaryota, Metazoa, Chordata, Actinopteri, Cypriniformes, Cyprinidae. The transcript is spliced from 6 exons. Gene Ontology annotation, biological process: apoptotic process; regulation of transcription by RNA polymerase II. The coding region runs from base 343 to 1008 and encodes 221 amino acids. The record is from RefSeq and is a predicted model, not a curated record.